Lucilia cuprina (Australian sheep blowfly) is the source of this 1552-nucleotide messenger RNA. RefSeq names its product phosrestin-2 (gene Arr1). Gene Ontology annotation, cellular component: cytoplasm. Gene Ontology annotation, molecular function: G protein-coupled receptor binding. Gene Ontology annotation, biological process: G protein-coupled receptor internalization; signal transduction. Bases 118 to 1209 code for a protein of 363 amino acids. The transcript is spliced from 4 exons. Lineage: Eukaryota; Metazoa; Arthropoda; Insecta; Diptera; Calliphoridae. The record is from RefSeq and is a predicted model, not a curated record.
GAAAAACAACGUUUAGUUUUAGAAAAAUAAAUUAAAAAAAACAUUUUUAAUCAUAACAAACGAACGAAUUUUUAUUUAUAUUUAUUAAUUGUUAAUUGACAAAAAAGACUAUUCAAUAUGGUUGUUAAUUUUAAGAUUUUUAAAAAGGCUUCGCCUAACAAUAUGGUCACCCUGUACAUGAACAGGCGUGAGUUUGUGGAUUCGGUGACACAAGUUGAACCUGUUGAUGGCAUUGUGGUAUUGGACGAUGAGUAUAUUCGUCAAAAUCGCAAAAUUUUUGUGCAACUCAUUUGCAAUUUUCGCUAUGGACGUGAAGAUGAUGAAAUGAUUGGUUUACGUUUCCAGAAGGAACUGAUUUUAGUUUCCCAAGCGGUAUAUCCCGAACAAAAAAUCGAUAUGCAAUUAACUAAAAUGCAAGAGCGUUUACUAAAAAAACUGGGUUCGAAUGCCUUUCCUUUUGUCUUGGAAAUGCCACCCAGCUCUCCGGCGUCAGUGGUAUUGCAGCAAAAAGCCAGCGAUAACACUCAACCCUGUGGUGUGCAAUAUUUCGUUAAAGUCUUUGCCGGAGAAAAUGAUUGUGAUCGUACUCAUCGUCGCAGUACUGUUAACUUGGGUAUACGUAAGAUACAAUAUGCACCAGCAAAGACUGGCAUACAACCAUGUACUGUGGUGCGUAAGGAUUUCCUUUUAUCGCCGGGAGAAUUGGAAUUGGAAGUUACUUUAGAUAGACAAUUAUACUAUCAUGGCGAAAAGAUUUCCAUUAAUAUUUGUGUACGUAACAAUUCGAAUAAGGUGGUGAAAAAGAUUAAGGCCAUGGUGCAACAGGGCAUCGAUGUGGUGCUCUUCCAAAAUGGUCAAUUUCGUAAUACUAUAGCUUUUUCAGAAAGCAGUGAAGGUUGUCCUUUAAAUCCUGGUUCUAGUUUGCAGAAGGUUAUGUAUUUAGUUCCCACUUUGGCCGCUAAUUGCGAUCGUCCUGGCAUAGCUGUUGAGGGUGAUGUUAAGCAUAAGAAUACAUCUUUGGCCUCGACUACUUUGAUUGCCAGCCAAGAGGCUCGAGAUGCAUUUGGCAUUAUUGUUUCGUAUGCAGUAAAAGUCAAAUUAUUCUUGGGUGCAUUGGGUGGUGAAUUGUGUGCGGAAUUGCCUUUUAUUUUAAUGCAUCCAAAACCCAGCCUUAAGGCUCAAGCGGAAGCUGAAACUGUAGAAGCUUAAAUAUUAUAUUGCUGCAGCUGCAAUUACUACUACUAAAACUACAGAAUAAACUCCGUCUACAAUAUUUGCCGUAUCUAUUGUUCGCAAUAAAAAAGAGGAAUAUAAGUAUAGUUAAUAUAUUUUGUUUCAAUGUUUUGCAUGUUCUUUAUUUAUUUAAAUAUUUACUAUUAUAAUACCGAUACUACAAAUAUAAAAAAAUACAAAAUAACAAAUUGUAAGUGGAAAUCUGUAUCAAUUGCUUUAUUUCUUCAUUAAGUAUUUAAUGUGAUUGUAUGUUGUCCUAUAUAGUUUAUAAAAUAAUUAUAACAUUAAUAAUAAAAUGCAUUGAUGAAGCAACUGUGUA